Hyaloperonospora brassicae is the source of this 1371-nucleotide messenger RNA. Lineage: Eukaryota; Oomycota; Peronosporomycetes; Peronosporales; Peronosporaceae. The record is from the annotation of a GenBank genome assembly.
AUGCGUACAACUUCGGACGACGUCAUGUGGCCAUUGUCGCCUAUGGACGCUGUGAUGAAUGGCUUUGGGUUCGUGAUCCUCUACAUCUUUCCGCCGCCUCUCUCUUUGCCUUACGACCUCAAAAAGCUGCACUUGUCCUUCAUCUCGCUAGUCGAGCAUGACUACCCUAUUCUUACGGGAAAGCUCAAUGUCGAGUCUGAGACUGGAGCUGUAAACGUACAACUAUACGCUGAAAGUCGACAACCCGGUGCUGCUGCCAACAUUCGGUUCGAAACGAAAGUGUCAACGUCCGUGACGACCGAUCAGGCCAUACAAGAGCGGUCGUGGGACUUCAUGCCGACCACAAGAUGCAAUACGGAGCCCAUUAGUGUGAAAGGGACGGUGCUAGUCGACGGCGGGUUGGCGAUCGGAGUAGACGUCAGCCACACGUUGUUCGACGGGGAGUCUUUUUUCACCUUCAUGACCGUAUGGGGUCAACACUACAAUGGCGUGGAAACGAGCAACCGGUUGGUUGUAAAUCAUGACCGGCAUUUGCUGAUGAGGAAGGGACGUCCGUCGUCCAUGCAGCACCCGGAGUUCCGAGUCGUCGAGGCAGCAGCUGCGAACGGUGACGAAAAAGAGGAUGCAGCGCCAGCAUCAGCUCAAGCUCUGCCACCAACAGCUCACCACUUGUUCCACUUCACGCCUUCCAUGAUGAAGAAGAUCAAGGAAGUAGCCAUGUGGAACAGUCGAGCUCAGGACGAGGUCACUGUUGCUACUGAUACUACAGCUGCAUACGUGAGCACAGUUGAUGCGAUCACUGCACUGUUUACGGUGCUCAUAUCACGAGCCCGCGGUCACGAAAAAGACGUGCGGAUCACGACUGGCGUCAACGCUCGACAGCGUCUCGAUCCCCCUCUACCGGCGAAUUAUGUCGGAAAUGUCAUUUUCAACGCGCUGUCGACGUACAGCGCUAGCGACUUGCAGUCGAACGGUGGGAACAUAGCUGAGGUGUCGCCUGCCUUGCUCGGAAGGCUCGCUCGACGCGUGCGUGCAUCAAUUCUCCAACGUGAUGCCACGUACCUGAGCGACGCGAUCAGCUUUUUGACCGAGCAGAGCAACGUUGCUGCCGUAAAAGUUGGCACGGACUUCUUCUUUGGUCCCGAUCUCAUGUUCACGUCAUGGCUACACAUGGGCAUGUACGAUGCAGAGUUCAGCGGCACGCAUCCAUGGUAUGCUUGUGUGCCUAGCUUUCCAUGCUACGAUGGCUUUGUUAUGGUCACUGAAGCCCAACAUGGUGGCGAAGGGAUCGACGUUGGCGUAUUUCUCGAAUGCAGUGCUAUGGAGAAACUCCGAGCAGCGUUUCGAGAGGUUUCCUAUCUCGAUGACUAA